AGAGUGUCAUCCAUCAUGUUGCAGAUUUGCUUGAUUUGGCUGGUCUCGAGUUUCUUUGAGGAAUCCAGCGGGCAGAUUGUCAUCACUCAGACACCAGCUUCUUUACAGGCGAAUCUUGGGGACAGAGUCACCAUCCUGUGCAGGGCUUCCUCUUCGGUCGGUAGCAAUAUGAAUUUAUAUGAGGUUAAACCAGGAAAGAAGCCCAAGCUACUGAUUUAUUAUGCUUCAAACCGUUUCGGAGGGACCCCAGAUCGCUUCAGCGGCAGCCAAAGCGGCAACGACUUCUCCUUCACUAUCAACGGUGUCCGUGCCGAGGAUGUAGGGGAAUAUUACUGUGGCCAAAGCUACAGCUUUCCUCUCCACAGUGAUACAAUUCAGUACAAAAACCAGCUCAGUAGUCUGAAGACUUCAGGAAGAGAUGGCUAUCAGUGCUUUGCAGCAGCACCACUCAGUGGUAGAACAUUUGCUUUGCACUCAGGAGGUUCCACAUCAGAUGCCUGGCAUUUUCAGCUACAGGAGGAGAAGCAGGGAGCCCCUGUCUGUAGAGCGGCCGAGGACACGCGCACAGUCAGUAUGGGCACCACUCGCGCUGUGUCCGUACAGGCUGCUUCUCGCAUGGCGACUGUGUGGGCUGCUGCACAUACGCAGUCUGUACGGGAUGCUGCGGCAGGUUCUCUGGGGCAGCUGAUCCCAGUGAUCAUCUUUUUGGCCCCCUUGCUCCUGAUCUAG
Molecule: messenger RNA, 729 nt
Organism: Lacerta agilis (Sand lizard)
Lineage: Eukaryota; Metazoa; Chordata; Lepidosauria; Squamata; Lacertidae
Exons: 4
Coding region: 16-729 (237 amino acids)
Biological process (GO): immunoglobulin production; immune response
Source: RefSeq, a predicted model, not a curated record